Molecule: messenger RNA, 1144 nt
Organism: Mya arenaria
Lineage: Eukaryota; Metazoa; Mollusca; Bivalvia; Myida; Myidae
Exons: 6
Coding region: 231-857 (208 amino acids)
Source: RefSeq, a predicted model, not a curated record
UACUAAUUUACUGGCUGACAUAGUUUUCUCCUCAAGUAUCUUGUGCUUAUUUCAAUACAAAGCUAAGUAUUCAAUCCCUCGAAGCUGGUGUGAGAGUAUUUAUAAAGUCUACACCAUCAGUGCGUAACAAACGUCUCCGCUAACGUGUGUAUUCGUGGACUUACUGGUGAAAAGAAUAUCCAUUUCAGCAAAUUGUGUGUUUUCGAGGUUCAUAUUAGACAAACUUCAACAUGCCAGAUGGUUGUGAUAUUGGCUCGUGUUCCAAACAAUGCGGUGGAGGAAAGUGUUGUUGGUUUUCCAAGAAAUACAUCUGCUUUGGACGCUGCAACCGACAUGCCUGUCCACGACCACCGCCUCCCACACCGCUGCCAGAAACGACAACAUCACAUUUUUUAACAAGCUCCACAGGAUCACCAAUGAAUACAAGCGCUAUUUCGUCCCCAUUUUCUUCGAAAGAAGAAUCGUCACCAACAGAAGGCAUUUCAUCAGGUGAAGUGGUUGCAAUAACUGCGGGCUGCUGCAUAUUUCUACUGGUGAUUUUACUACUGAUCGUCCAUCUUUUAAGAAGGAGGUCGAGAUCUAAGCCCACUUCGACCGGUAGAGUUGAGGGACCAACUGUGGUAAAUAAACUGUAUGAGGCGAAUCCAAAUAGCCAUUACCUAACUGUCAUCUAUAACGAGCAAGACAAGCAUGCCCAUUGUUCUGCCAACGGCGAGAACUUUCCCGGAACAAGCGGUGCGCUUCCAUCAAGUGAAACUAUUGCAUCAUAUGAAAUGCUCAAUCAAUAUACUGAUAUAGAUGAUGGAGAUGUGCAUAGUGUUGUUUAUACACCCUACGAUGAAGUUGAUAUUAGCUGAAACCUCUGAUGUUUUGUCACAGUUAUUUCAUUAGAUACAUUAAUGACAUUGUUUCAAAAUAAGAUUAUAAAGAAAACAACAAUAAAGAUACCCCUCAACAAGGACUACGCCGAGGUGAUAUGGCCAGGGAAUAGCCAAUACAUACAUUUAUUUAUACGAAUCAAUGUGUCCCAGUUACAAGUAUAUUGUUCAUACACUUCCGGCUAUCAAUUAAUAUAUUCUAUCAAAAUCUUAUAUCUGCUCCCUAAAAUGCUAAAAUAGUACUGCGGAUUAAUUGAGAGUGUCUA